AUGGAUCAAGCAGCGGUAGAGCAGCUUGUAAUGAUGGGAUUUCCAGUCAAUGCCUCCCGAAGAGCCCUCUUCAACUCGGCAAAUAACGUCGAGAUGGCCAUGGAUUGGCUUUGCACACACAUUGAUGACCCAGACUACAACGCUGAGUUCACGCCUCCGGAACCAGUGCAGUCGAAUGUGCCACAGAAGCCAUCUGCAAGUGACUUGGAAGGAUUGUCAGAUGAAUUCAAAGUGUUUAAGGAUCUCAUUUCUGGAAUCAACUGUCCCUCGCAGAAUGAUAAAAUUUUCAAAGAAGAAUGUAUCGUUACCUGUGAUAGUUGUUUCUCAGAAAAGGGUCUUUUCGUUUGCCUCAAAACCUUCAAAUCAUUCGGCUACAAGAUCAUUCCAGACUACGUUUCUAAAACUGGGAACAAAGUGUUUCUCAACAUCAAGAAAUCCAGAUUAACAAAGUCUCCAGAAGAGGAGCCAGAAGCGAAACGACUUGCAAUUGGUGGUGAAGAUGGGUUCAAGCCCGACGUUUUGCCGUGGAAAGAGACGCAGACAGAGGAGAUUUAUGUCCAUCCUGAUCAAUACUUUCCUGUCGAGUCUCUACCGAUCGAAUACGUCAAGAGAGUAGCUCAGGCAAUUCUUGACUCAACUUCCGCCGAAUUCAAAGCAGAAGUGGCUGCCUGGAAACCCGAUCCUCCCAAAAAAUCUAUCCACGCAGACAACCUCAUCCAACUCGACAACGGAGUCAAAAUCCCUUCCGACCCUUCAAAAUGGAAAUGCUGUAAAUGCGAGCUCACAGAAAACUUGUGGCUCAAUCUUUCCGAUGGAUCUCUCCUGUGUGGAAGAAAGAAUUGGGAUGGAUCCGGGGGAAAUGGGCACGCUCUCGAGCAUUUUAACGAGACAAAAUAUCCAUUGUGUGUGAAGCUAGGCACGAUUACUUCAGAAGGAGGAGAUGUAUUUAGCUACGCAGAAGAUGAUAUGGUCACUGAUCCACAUUUAGCGAAACAUCUCAGUGAAAAAAUGACCUUUGAAGCCGUCUACCUCGAUCGCAACAACUACCGUGUCUACAGACCAAAAGCGGAAGUGAAACUUGAGUAUUUCAUCCCUCUCAUCAUCAUCGCUGCUGCCAUGCUGAUACUGGCGAUCCACAUCCUCAUCGUCCGAAUCCGCGCUAGCUACAAAGAAAACGAAACGAAUAGAGAAGGGGGACUCCCAGCGUAUUGGGACACGAUCGUCCCGCCACCCACUGAAGAAUCGAUCACCGAACGCUUUACCGUAACUGCCAACCCGCCAGCUUAUGAAAUCGCCGUACAAGACGAUGUCCUACCUGACCAUUGGGGAAUUGAUGUUGCAAGCUCAAAGAAAACAGAAAUGUCGAUGGCCGAGAUGGAACUGGAAAUGAACAAGAAGGUCGGCUCUGAAUAUGCAGCCAUCGUUGAAAGCGGUCAAGAACUCGAGCCACUCUUCGGCGCUUUCCACACUGGAAUCAAAAAUUUGGGAAACACUUGCUACAUUGGCUCCAUUCUUCAAGCAUUAUUUGCACUGCCAUACUUUCGCGAAAAUUUCCAUCAGCCAGCGGAAUACGACGCGAAUUGCCAUGAGAACUUUUGGAAGCAGUUUCAACGAGUCGGACAUGCCCUUUGCUCGGGAGACUAUGCUCGGCCUAUAAUCGCUAAAGACGCCUCUGGAACAGCGAUUCCACAAGGAUCAGAGCAGGAAGGCAUUUCGCCUGGUCUUUUCAAAUCUAUUGUAUCCAAAGGCCACGCAGAUUUUCAAACGAACCAGCAACAGGACGCGGUCGAAUUCCUCCUCCAUCUGCUCGAUGUGAUCAUGAAAGAAGCGAAGAAAGAAAAGCGAGAGAAUGCUUCAGCAAAUUUCGGAUUUGAAUUGGAAGAAAGAGUCGAGAUCGGUCAAUCGGUGCAAUAUAAAAUCACCCAUGAGUUGAUGCUGGGGUUGCCUGUUGAUGAAAAUGAUAUCGAAAACAAAGAACAGGUCAAAGAAUACGAGCAAAAGCUCGAAGAAGCUCGUGCGGCGAAGCAAGCAGAUCCCGAAGUUGUCCGCGGAGUCGUCUCGUUCAAGAGUUCCUUUUCUCGUUUACUAGCUUCGGAAGCAAUCGAUCACUUCAAAUCGCCCAUUGACGGGGCUCUCAUCACUGCCUACCGAUCCGCCCGAAUUUCUAAAUUUCCCAAGUAUCUUCUUAUCCAAUGUCGGCGAUUCACAAUCGGCGAGAAUUGGCAGCCAAAGAAGUUGAAUGUCUCGUUGGAAAUGCCAGAAGAACUGGAUCUGGAACCAUUGAGAGCGAAUGGGCCACAAAUCGGCGAGGAUGUUUUUAGUGAAGAUGCGCCAAAGGUCGACGAGCAGAAAAUUAACCAACUGGUCGACAUGGGUUAUCCUUUUAACGCCGCGAUGAAAGCACUUUAUCACACAAACGAAAGCCUAGAGCUGGCGAUGGAGUGGUUGAUGAGCAAUUUGGACAGUCCAGAUUUCAACGAACCACUGAAACUCGACAAAACGGCGAAAAAGGAAGAGAAGACCUUUUCGCCAGAAAUAAUUGCGAUGGUUACAUCAAUGGGAUUUACUGAUACGCAAUCGAAGAAAGCAUUGACAGCAACUGACGGGAAUGUCGAGCGCGCUAUCGAUUGGAUCUUCUCACACAUGGACGAGCUGAACGAUGAAUCGUCCCCUGCCGAGUCGAGUUCUUCCGGACCGAACCAGCUGGUUGGUUCUGAUUCGUCAAAAUACCGCCUCCGCGCCUUCGUCUCGCACAUGGGCUCGAGCACGGCCUGUGGACACUAUGUGGCGCACGUGAAAGAGGACGCCCGUUGGAUCCUCUUCAACGAUAAUAAAGUCGCCGUCUCCCAGAAGCCGCCCAGAGACCUUGGCUACCUGUAUGUUUACGAACAGAUAUAA
This is a messenger RNA of Oikopleura dioica, 2898 nucleotides long. The record is from the annotation of a GenBank genome assembly. Lineage: Eukaryota; Metazoa; Chordata; Appendicularia; Copelata; Oikopleuridae.